Microcebus murinus (gray mouse lemur) is the source of this 4168-nucleotide messenger RNA. The record is from RefSeq and is a predicted model, not a curated record. Lineage: Eukaryota; Metazoa; Chordata; Mammalia; Primates; Cheirogaleidae.
CCAGCCGCUGCCUUCCUUCUCUUCCAAUCUGCCCACGGUCUCCAGGCAUGUGUCUCUCGCCUUUCCCAGAGCAGCUCAGCCUCCUGGAAAGCUUAGAUCUCAGGGGUGAGAGGGGUGUUGGAGUACCAGAAGCCUUAAAGGCUGCUGAUGACCGGGGGUUGCAGGAACAGGCUCUGCUCCGCGCGAGGAAGAGCCAUUUCACAAACACAGCCAGCGCGCACAGAGCCGUCACUGCCUGCGCCUCCGCCACCAAAAACACAGGAAUUAAUUUUGGAGAGUGAUCAGUGCGUCCCCUGCAGCCAAGAGGGACGGCAUGGAUCCCGAAUUUCUAAUUCGCUAGGAUUCCUCGACCUCCUGCCCCAGCCUCUUGGCCGGAGAGGGCAGCGGAAAGUCCUUGCGCUCCGCAAGGAGGCGGUUUCCCCCGGCAGCUGCGCGCUCCUGAUUCUGACUGCUUUUUGCGCAUAGCAAGAGUGACAGCGGCCUGCAAGCCCUUGAGGGCCCUGAGCCACAGGGGUUGUGGGGGGGCUGGAUAAGAAUUUCAAGGGGGUCUCAGAAUUCUCUAUGAAUCAAGAAAGUUCCAAGAAUCCCCUGAGUCUUUCCCGCUCAGGAAACUGGCCCUGCGGCUCUUGUCAGUAUCCAUUAGCCACUCCGGGCAGGCCCCUGCCAAGGCAGUGACACUCCCACCUACAGCCUCUGCCAUAGGCUGCUCCUCAGGCCCCCAGAAAACCGCAAAGGCGCUUGGAUCCCUCAUGGCCCAGGGUCCCUCCACAGAGCCAGGCCUGAUCCAGGGGCCCCAAGGGGGCACGCUUUGGGUUUUCUCCCUCAGUUCCUAAUUUGCAGGGAUAUAAAUCAACUGAGGCUUGGCUAUGGAGCAGAAAAGCUUAAAAUGGAGCAUGAGUGGGCACUGGCUCACCUUGGCUGGGAAAUCGGCCAUUUCUCUGUCUCUAUUCUGACCCUGGCAUUUCAUGCAGACUCGGGACUUCCUCUAUCUUCUGCAUUUUGGGGUCUCUUAUUUUGCAUUGAAAAACAUAUCCCCCAAAUCAAAAAGAGGGAGUUGGUCCGAGGGAAAAAUCUAGGACUAGGAGUCUUAUGGCCUGAGUUCCAUAUGGUUCUAAUAGAACUUGCUGUGUGACAUUGGGCAAGUCACUUCCUUUCUCUGGGCCUUGACUCUUCCAUCUGUAAAGUGGGCCUUGAGUUCCCAUUCUUAUAGCUAGAAGACAAGUUUAUAGUGAAUGGUGACCGAAGGGAGGAGCCACAGCAAAAGGUGGAGCUCAAGAGUCCCAAGCAUCCCCUUUGUUGGCCCUGACCCUGGCCCCAGGCUUAAUUCCCCUCUGCAGCAAAAAAAGCAGCCUCUGCUCACAGUAUGCCAGCCAAGAGAGACAAGACAGCCCCCCAGUCCAGCCCAGCCCUAGAGGCUCCUCUCACUGCCAGAGGCACCUCACCCUCUGCCUUGGAGGGAUUUUCCCCCCAAGCAGCCUGGGCGGUGAGAGGCCAUCCCUAGGGCAGACGGGCCAACCUACCUCUUCCCCUCACCCAUCCCCUCAGUCUUCCAGCCGGGUCCUGCCCUCUCCUGCAGUUUCUGGCAGGUUUGGGGUAUCCAGAAAACACUAGAAAGUGAAGCCUUCAACAACUACAGAGACCUAAUCCGGAGAACUUAACCCAGCCUCAGCUUCUUCCUCCAGGCACAACUGGGUCAAAACAGAGGAGGGGAAGCUGCAACCCCUCACCCUAAGUGACCAGAAGCAGAAGACCAGGGGGUGUCCCAGGUGGGGGACUAGAGGGAGGGGCUGGGGAAGAAAAGAGGGAUGAUGUGCUCAGGUUCACUUUAGAGAUUUCCAGACGGUGCUAAUGGGGGCAAAAUGAGGGCCUUGGAGAGUCCUUACCCUGUGCUCCCCAUGCAUCACUGCAUGAUGCUGAGGCAGGGGGCUGGACCAGGUGACCGCUGGCAGCUCCUGCCUGCUUGUGAUUGGACAGAAGGACUAAAGAGAAAAAGUUGAUCGCUUCUCAUGCCAUGGGUGUUCAAAAGACACAAGGACUCACUGUGAACUCCUGGCCUGCUCCUGAGCUCCCUCCCCGCCACCCCCCCAGGCCCUAGCUGGCCAGAACCAUGCUAAUGCUCACAAGUGGCAGUGGCGAUUGUCCCCUGGUGGGUCCACACAGCCACCAUCUACCUCCGGGGUGGGAUCAGUGGGGGGCUGGGGAGUAGGGUGAGGUUCUAAGUGCCUCAUUCUGGGAAGCGUGAGGGGGCAUCUUCAGGUGUGGAGGGGGUCUAGGACACAUCCAGUCCAAGGUCUUUGAACGGAAGGGAUAUGGGCAGGAUCUUGCUCUGAGGUGGCCCCCGUCCUCCCUCCCAGGUGGAGAGGAUCAGGGAAACACCACUUCAUGUGUGUUAAUAACCUGACCCAUAGUGCAGGAGAUCAGGGUGACAUUUAGAAUUAGUGGAUUCUCCUCCAAGCCAGGACACCUGCCGCCUUGUUCCCUCUCUGCCACUACCUUGCUGUGCCAUUUGGGAGAAGCCACCUUCCUGUGGGAGCCUAAAUUUCCCCAUGUUAACGCGCAGGGAUUGGCCUACCCUAUAGGUGUCCCAGAAUCCCCUCCAAGGUACCAAGAAAGCGUCUGGACAGAUGCCAAAGAAAGAUAGGAUAGGAGCAAAGAGGUCUGGAGCGGCCAGACGCGAGCCAGACGAGGCUCUUUGAGGAACCGAGAGUUGCUGGGACAGAGCCCGCGGGAGAGAGCAAACAGAGCGUCCCUCCCCUCCCCCGACCCCCGCCCUUUGUCCGGAAUCCAGCUGUGCCCUGCUGGGGAGGAGCAGGCUCGCGUGGCGCGGCCCCCGGGCCCCGGCGCUGAUUGGCCGGUGGCGCGGGCAGCAGCCCGGCAGGCACGCUCCUGGCCCGGGCCGAGCAGAUAAAGCGUGGCAAGGGGCACACGACUUGCGGUUCAGGAAAUCCCCGCGGUCUCGCCUCCGAGCGGACCCGGAGUGACGGAGGCCGGGGACCCCCUUUCACUCUUCUGCUCCGGAGCUGGGACGACUCCCAGGCGGGGGCGCCUGCAGCUCAGUUGAACUUGCGGAGGUGAAGGCCGGCUCAGCUCCCCGCGCUCUAGCUGCUCUCCGCUCUCUGUUCUUUAGCGCGAGAACUGUUAGAGGUAACACCUAGAGGUCAAGGGACCGGCGGGGAAGGGCGUGGGAAGAGGGGCCCUCUGAUCUGGCGGGGAGACAGCGGGGUGCCUCUUCCUCGGUUUUUUCCCACCUGGCCCUGAGAUCCGGGACUGUGCCCGGUAACCGACUCCUGCUUACCCUUCCCUCUUACCCCGCCGCAGGAUGGCGCCUCAUCCCUCGGGCGCGCCCACUGUCCAAGUGACCCACGAGCUGGGGCAGCCCUUCCCGGGAACCUCAGACUGCGAAGUGACCUGCGCCGCGUCCGCCCCGCCCAGCCCCACGCGCACACCCCUGGACUGCGCCGAGGCGGAAGGGGGCGGCUGCCGAGAGGCCCCGAAGAGGCUCCGGGCACGGCGCGGGGGGCGCAGCCGGCCCAAGAGCGAGCUGGCGCUGAGCAAGCAACGACGCAGUCGGCGCAAGAAGGCCAACGACCGCGAGCGCAAUCGAAUGCACAACCUCAACUCGGCGCUGGACGCGCUGCGCGGCGUCCUGCCCACCUUCCCCGACGAUGCGAAGCUCACCAAGAUCGAGACGCUGCGCUUUGCCCACAACUACAUCUGGGCGCUGACUCAGACGCUGCGCAUAGCGGACCACAGCUUCUACCGACUGGAGACGCCCUACGGGGAGCUGGGCAGCCCAGACGCCGGCUCCGCGGGGGACUGGGGCUCCCUCUAUUCCCCGGUCUCCCAGGCUGGCAGCCUGAGCCCGGCCGCCUCGCUAGAGGAGCGCCCGGGGCUGCCCGGGGCCACCUCCCCUGCCUGCCUGCGCCCGGGUGCUCCAGCUUUCGCAGACUUUCUGUGAAGGGACCGGUCCGUCACUGGGCAUGGGUGCUGGGAGAGAGGGAGGGAGCCCGAGCCGUCUAAGGUGGGCGGCGGCUGCGGCCCUCAAGAGCACUUGUUCCUCCUGCCUCUUGCUGGCUAACCCCUGGCCCGCCCAGACACCCGAGGGGCGGCAGGCUGAAUUCGAUCUCCCUGCACUCGGUGCGUCGCUAACUCGCGCAACUCUUGCCGC